AUGUCGUUGUCUGCCGUUGUAAGAGUCGAUGAUAGAGGCUACGAUAACGGCGUCAUCUCGGCCGUCCUCAUCAACCUGCACGAGGAUCUGAGCCACAACCGUCCCACCAAGGAGCAGGAGCUCAUCAUGUCAAUCGGGUCCGACGGAAUCCUCGUCGGUGUCAUUAUGGCGGGUCUAUUGGCGGACAAUCGUGGACGCAAAUUCGGGAUCUACGCCGGUUGCUUCAUGUUCCUCAUCGGCUCCAGACUUCAAGCGGCCGCCUUCUCCGUCGCUCAGAUGACCGUGGGACGGUUCGUCAUGGGGCUGGGAGAUGAAUCGGCGGCUAUGAUUAUUAUCCACCCGAGUGCACCGCCAAGCCCGGCAUGUGAAGCGGCCGGCUUCGGCGUCGUCGGCCACCAUUACCGCGAGAAGUGGGCCUGCAUCUUCCCGGCUUUGCAUCCAGCAAUAGACCAAUGCCUCGCUGUUGGUUGA
Molecule: messenger RNA, 471 nt
Organism: Pseudomassariella vexata
Lineage: Eukaryota; Fungi; Ascomycota; Sordariomycetes; Amphisphaeriales; Pseudomassariaceae
Exons: 3
Coding region: 1-471 (156 amino acids)
Biological process (GO): transmembrane transport
Cellular component (GO): membrane
Molecular function (GO): myo-inositol:proton symporter activity
Source: RefSeq, a predicted model, not a curated record